Molecule: messenger RNA, 449 nt
Organism: Colletotrichum destructivum
Lineage: Eukaryota; Fungi; Ascomycota; Sordariomycetes; Glomerellales; Glomerellaceae
Exons: 2
Coding region: 161-448 (95 amino acids)
Source: RefSeq, a predicted model, not a curated record
CUACAUUCCGCAACCCGCUUGUGCACCCUACUCUGCCACAAUAUCCAUACAGCCUCCCCAGUCUUCACUUUCAAGUCCGAAUCAAACCAUUUUCGUUUCUCGUUGGAGACUUCAAAAAGUCACGCUCGAUAACUUACAACCUCCCACCAUCUUUGCAACAAUGGCUGGACGCGGAAGACGCCUUGCAACCGGCGCCAUCGUCGGUAUCGCCAUUGCCGGUUUCCUCUUCAUCGCUUUCUGGGUCCUCUGCUGCUAUUGCUGUUGCUUCCGAAACAAGCGCAAGCAGCAGCGCGGCCGCCAAGCGCACCCCGUCGGCGGCGGCGGCGGGGGCAUGUUCUCCCGGUUCAUGCCCGGACGCCAGCGCCAAGGCCCGGGAAUGAUGGAGUCCGGGUACGGACACGGACAUCACGGCGUCGCCCAACCGGCCCCGUCGCAUGGAUACAGAUAAG